This is a messenger RNA of Eubalaena glacialis (North Atlantic right whale), 1909 nucleotides long. It is a transcript of the gene FRZB, whose product is annotated as frizzled related protein. Gene Ontology annotation, molecular function: Wnt-protein binding. The transcript is spliced from 6 exons. Gene Ontology annotation, biological process: canonical Wnt signaling pathway; non-canonical Wnt signaling pathway. Lineage: Eukaryota; Metazoa; Chordata; Mammalia; Artiodactyla; Balaenidae. Gene Ontology annotation, cellular component: cytoplasm. The record is from RefSeq and is a predicted model, not a curated record. The coding region runs from base 642 to 1619 and encodes 325 amino acids.
CCAUAGACCUCCCGUCGAGGCUCCUCCUGCUGGUCCCCUCCUGCCUGCGGCUGGCUGGCCGCAGCUCACACCAAAAACUGGAUCUUCUGCUCAGCCUACAAGACUUGCAAACUCUUCCUGCACCCUCCUCCCGCAUUAGGAGUCUUUGCCCUCUGGUUCCCCCCUUCCCCAACCCCCCUCCGGUCCUCCUCCUCAAUUGGGAGAAUUUCAUGCUUCUUUUAGCACCUUUUUGUAAUCCAGGGGAGGUGACACCCCAGAGCUCCAACUACCUCAGCUGAAUUCUACUUUUGUUUCUCUUUCUCCCUCGCUUCCUCUUGUUUUCCUCUCAUCUGAUUCAUCUGCGAAGUCCGAUGCUUCUGCCAGAGGGAAAGAGGAAUAAAUAGAUGCUGCGGCCCCGGAAGGCUUAGACGUCGGGAAAGAGCAGCCAGAGCUGCAGGAACGGCAGGGGCGGCGGCGGCUGGAGCUCGGCGAAGCUCGUGGUACCCCAUUGGGGGAAUUUGAUCCAAGGAAGCUGUGAGAUUGCCGGGGGAGGAGAAGCUCCCAGAUCAUUGUGUCCACUUCCAGGGGGGGAGGAGGAGACGGCGUAGCGGGCCUCUUGGCGUCGUCGGCACUGCUGCACCCUGCCCCGUCCCGCCGGGAUCAUGGUCUGCGGCAGCCCGGGAGGGAUGCUGCUGCUGCGGGCCGGGCUGCUCGCCCUGGCUGCGCUCUGCCUGCUCCGCGCGCCCGGAGCUCGGGCGGCAGCCUGUGAGCCCGUCCGCAUCCCGCUGUGCAAGUCCCUGCCCUGGAACAUGACCAAGAUGCCCAACCACCUGCACCACAGCACCCAGGCCAACGCCAUCCUGGCCAUCGAGCAGUUCGAAGGUCUGCUGGGCACCCACUGCAGCCCGGAUCUGCUCUUCUUCCUCUGCGCCAUGUACGCGCCCAUCUGCACCAUUGACUUCCAGCACGAGCCCAUCAAGCCCUGCAAGUCUGUGUGCGAGCGGGCCCGGCAGGGCUGCGAGCCCAUCCUCAUCAAGUACCGCCACUCGUGGCCGGAAAGCCUGGCCUGUGAGGAGCUGCCGGUUUAUGACCGCGGCGUGUGCAUCUCUCCCGAGGCCAUCGUCACUGCAGACGGAGCCGAUUUUCCUAUGGAUUCUAGUAAUGGAAACUGUAGAGGGGCAAGCAGUGAACGCUGCAAAUGUAAACCUAUCAGAGCUACACAGAAGACCUAUUUCCGGAACAAUUACAACUAUGUCAUUCGGGCUAAAGUUAAAGAAGUAAAGAUCAAGUGCCAUGAUGUGACUGCAGUAGUGGAGGUGAAGGAGAUUUUAAAGGCUUCUCUGGUAAACAUUCCAAGGGACACUGUUAACCUUUACACCAGCUCCGGUUGCCUGUGUCCUCCACUUAACGUCAAUGAGGAGUAUCUCAUCAUGGGCUAUGAAGAUGAGGAACGCUCCAGAUUACUGUUGGUGGAAGGUUCUAUUGCUGAGAAAUGGAAGGAUCGACUUGGUAAAAAAGUUAAGCGCUGGGAUAUGAAGCUCCGUCAUCUUGGACUGAAUAAAAGUGAUUCUAGCCAUAGUGAUUCCACUCAGAGUCAGAAGUCUGGUAGGAACGCUAACCCCCGGCAAGCACGCAACUAAAUCCUGAAAUGCAGAAAAUCCUCAGUGGACUUCCUAUUAAGACUUGCGUUGCUGGACUAGCAAAGGAAAAUUGCACUAUUGCACGUCAUAUUCUAUUUUUUUUAAAUUUUUUUUUCAUAUUCUAUUUUUUAACCACAAAAAUCAGGUGGUAACUGAUAUUGCUUCUAUUUUUUCUUUUGUUUUCUGCUUUUCUCCUUCCCUCCAUCCCUACCCCCCUUUUUUGUGGUCUGGGUGCAGAUCCUUAAAUAUAUUAUAUGUAUUCUAUUUCACUAAUCAUGGGAAAACUGUUC